UGAAAAAAGCACAUUGCGUCGAAGCGAGGGCAAAGGUGCAAAUUCCACGUGCGGCGAAGACGGCCAAAGCCAACAAAAGCCCUAAUUCCUGAAACGAAAUCUCAGCAGCGACGCCUUCUUCUCUCCCGGGGAUUUGCAAGGGAAGAGAUAUUUAAUUUUAGAGGAAAAAAAUGAAUGGAACGGAAGUAGAUGUGGUGGCUCAAGAUUUGAAAGGCUUGAAUAUUGAAGAACACCAAGGAACAAAGAAAAUUUCCAAUGAGAAUGAACAAAAUAAAGCAACAGAAACUUUCUAUACAAGAAAAUCUUGUGAAUGCUGGUGAUAAAACUACCACUUCCCAAUCUUCAUUGAAAGAUGAUGAAGAAGAUGUUCAAGCAGAUGGUCCAAGUUCAGAACCUUCUAAGAAGAAAAAGAAGAAAAGCAAAUCAAAGAAAAAGAAGGAACCUCUUGAGCAGACUAACCCACCAUCAAUUCCUGUUCAUGAACUUUUCCCUUCAGGGGAAUACCCAGAGGGUGAAAUUCAACAAUACAAGGAUGAUAAUUUGUGGAGAUUGACAUCUGAAGAGAAGAGGGAACUUGAGCGCCUUGAGAAACCCAUGUACAAUGCAGUUCGCCAAGCUGCAGAAGUUCAUAGGCAGGUGAGGAAAUAUAUGAGGAGUAUUAUAAAGCCAGGAAUGUUGAUGAUGGAUCUUUGUGAAACCUUGGAAAAUAUGGUCCGAAAGUUAAUCAAGGAGAAUGGUUUGCAAGCAGGCAUUGCCUUUCCAACGGGAUGUUCCCUAAAUUGGGUUGCAGCUCAUUGGACGCCAAAUUCUGGUGAUAAAACAGUACUUCAAUAUGAUGAUGUUAUGAAAUUAGAUUUUGGAACACAUAUGGAUGGGCAUAUAGUUGAUUGUGCUUUUACAGUUGCGUUUAACCCCAUGUUUAAUCCUUUGCUUGAGGCUUCAAGGGAGGCUACAAAUACUGGUAUAAAGGAGUCUGGUAUAGAUGUUCGACUCUGUGAUGUUGGUGCUGCAAUUCAAGAGGUUAUGGAAUCAUACGAAGUUGAAAUUAAUGGGAAAGUGUUCCAAGUGAAAAGCAUCCGAAACUUGAAUGGGCACAGCAUUGGGCCAUACCAAAUCCACGCUGGAAAAUCUGUUCCAAUUGUGAAAGGUGGUGAACAAACAAAAAUGGAAGAGGGUGAAUUUUACGCGAUAGAAACCUUCGCAUCGACAGGGAAAGGUUAUGUCAGAGAGGAUCUGGAAUGCAGUCAUUACAUGAAAAACUUCGAUGUUGGACACAUACCGCUAAGGCUUCCCCGAGCCAAACAGCUACUUGGAACAAUCAACAAGCACUUUUCAACAUUGGCCUUUUGCAGGAGGUAUUUGGAUCGUAUCGGGGAGACAAAAUAUCUAAUGGCCCUGAAAAAUUUAUGUGAUGCUGGUAUUGUUCAGCCAUACCCGCCUUUGUGUGAUGUGAAGGGAAGCUAUGUAUCACAGUUUGAGCACACCAUCUUACUGAGACCUACCUGUAAAGAAGUCAUUUCUCGAGGUGAUGACUAUUGAGCUCUCUGAAAUAAACAAAUCAAACCAACUAAUCAGCUCGACUACCCUCAAGCAUCCACCAUAUAAUCUUAUUGUGUUUAAUUAUCCCAUCUAUGUUUUGUAACAAUCUUAAGUUUAUGUAAGUCCAGCACUUAAUGUUUAAUCUGGAACUAAUAGCAACUGGUGAAUUUAUGUCAGUAAAUUGAUAGUUA
This is a messenger RNA of Dioscorea cayenensis subsp. rotundata (Guinea yam), 1730 nucleotides long. RefSeq names its product methionine aminopeptidase 2B-like. Lineage: Eukaryota; Viridiplantae; Streptophyta; Magnoliopsida; Dioscoreales; Dioscoreaceae. Gene Ontology annotation, biological process: proteolysis. The record is from RefSeq and is a predicted model, not a curated record. Gene Ontology annotation, molecular function: metalloaminopeptidase activity.